CAUACGCUGGGACGCGUUUUCCGGCUCGAGGGCCACCUCCACUGGUGAAAUCCGCAGACUGCCCGCUGGGAGUUCCCGGAAGUGGCCCCGGUUGCCAGCUUCCGGUGCUAUAGGGAGACAUGGCGGUGGUCACCUUGAUCCCGACGCUGGCGCGGGUGCUGUCAAAGCAGAGCCUGCUGUCUCCUUUGUUCAGUGUGACAUCAUUCAGACGAUUCUACAGAGGUGACAGCCCAACAGAUUCUCAAAAAGACAUGAUUGAAAUCCCUUUGCCUCCAUGGCAGGAGAGAACUGAUGAAUCCAUAGAAACCAAAAGAGCCCGCCUGCUCUAUGAGAGCAGAAAGAGGGGGAUGCUGGAGAACUGCAUUCUUCUUAGCCUCUUUGCUAAGGAAUAUCUGCACAACAUGACAGAGAAGCAGCUGAACCUCUAUGAUCGCCUGAUUAACGAGCCUAGCAAUGACUGGGAUAUUUACCACUGGGCCACAGAAGCAAAACCAGCUCCAGAAAUAUUUGAAAAUGAAGUCAUGGAACUGCUGAGAGAGUUCACCAAAAACAAAAACAAAGAGCAGAGACUGCGGGCCCCAGAUUUGGAAUAUCUCUUUGAAAAGCCUCGUUAAGCUGUGUGCCACUGGCUGUCUUGGUGGUCAGUAUAUGGACAGAAACUGCUUCUGGUACAAACUCUGGCUUCCUGCUCUUUCUUAGGCACUUGAACCUCUACCAGGACAGACAUGUAAUAUACAAGAUGGCUCACUCAUUCUAACCUGCACUUGUCUGUACAGCUCCGGUCAGGCUCCUUAUCCUGCUGCUAUGUGCUGUAGUGCAGGCCUGCCACAAGAGGGCACUGUAGGGGAAGCAAUUCAGCUGCCUCAGCCCCAAGAGUACAAAAAAAUGCAGCUGCUAUUUGAAGAGCUGCCCACCCUACACCCAGUGCCCUGGCCUUUGUUAAGGUAAAACUACCCCCUUCCAAUCUGGUAUAGUUCUUUCUGCCAGAGAGAGCCAAUCUAAGCCCCUGAACUGAGCCCACCCAAGGCACAGCAAGCUGAAGGAGGCCACCAAGCAGGAAUGGUGUGGGUACACUGCUGAAGUCAACAUCCUCUCAGAUUUUCUUCCCAACAUGCACUUUGUAAGUUGAAAGAUAAUUGAAUAUUGAACGAUAUUAAGAGAA
Messenger RNA from Arvicola amphibius (Eurasian water vole), 1162 nucleotides. It is a transcript of the gene Sdhaf2, whose product is annotated as succinate dehydrogenase complex assembly factor 2. Gene Ontology annotation, biological process: tricarboxylic acid cycle; mitochondrial electron transport, succinate to ubiquinone; protein-FAD linkage. Gene Ontology annotation, cellular component: mitochondrion. The record is from RefSeq and is a predicted model, not a curated record. The transcript is spliced from 4 exons. Lineage: Eukaryota; Metazoa; Chordata; Mammalia; Rodentia; Cricetidae. The coding region runs from base 120 to 614 and encodes 164 amino acids.